Molecule: messenger RNA, 712 nt
Organism: Cotesia glomerata
Lineage: Eukaryota; Metazoa; Arthropoda; Insecta; Hymenoptera; Braconidae
Gene: osi
Product: LYR motif-containing protein 5A
Exons: 3
Coding region: 118-381 (87 amino acids)
Biological process (GO): respiratory electron transport chain
Cellular component (GO): mitochondrion
Source: RefSeq, a predicted model, not a curated record
UUUAAUAAUUAAAUAAAAAACAACCAGCUUAAAGAUAAAUAAUAUUAACAUUUUUACGAAUCUCAUUAAAAAGGCUUUGGAUAAUAGACCAGACGGUUAAUUGGACUUUGGCAAGCAAUGGCUCUACGAGCUAGAGUUUUGGAGUUAUAUAAAGAGCUUCUUUAUAUGGGGAAGGAUUAUCCUCAAGGAUACAAAUUUUUCCGAGAAAAUCUGAAAAAAGCUUUUAUGAAAAAUAAAUACGAAACUGACCCAGAGAAAAUAGAAAAGAUGAUCGAUCGCGGUAAAUACGUCAUGAAGGAGAUUGAGUCGCUGUACAUGCUGAAAAAAUAUCGAACGAUGAAGAGGAGGUAUUACGAGGAGCCAAGUUCUAAGCAGUUGUAAAGCCAGAUUUUUUUUAACUCAUUCAAGAAAACUCACUUCUUAAAAAUAUUUAUGAGUAAUCUCACACUGCCUUAUUUUUUUAACAGCAAAAAAUUAUGAAAUAAAUGUCAAUUGUAAUUUUUAAUCAAUGUAAAUAAAUUGAAUAUAAACACAAAGAGAUCAUAACCUUCAAAUUCACUCCUGUCAUGGUCAGCUGAUCAAUAAGUGGGAUUAACAUUUAAUUCACCGCUUUAUAUUAAAUGUUUAUCCGAAGAAAGUGAAGUCGAACUUCAUUACAAAGUACACACGUCAAUAGAUAUUAUUGAAGAGAAGUUAAACACCGGGAAUAAAA